Molecule: messenger RNA, 780 nt
Organism: Monoraphidium neglectum
Lineage: Eukaryota; Viridiplantae; Chlorophyta; Chlorophyceae; Sphaeropleales; Selenastraceae
Exons: 1
Source: RefSeq, a predicted model, not a curated record
AUGAACGCGCGGCGCCAGCCGCCGUCUGGGGCGGCAGCAACAGCAGCGGUGGCGCACAGCAGCAGCAACAACCCCUUGCUCCAGCGGCCCACCUGGGCCCAGCGCAUGGCGCAGCUACGCCAGCGGGUGGCGGCAGCGGCCCACCUGCCGCAGCCGCAGCGGCUCACGGCUGCUGAUUCUCUCGUCGCUGCAGCGGCCAGCAGCCGCGCCUUUGCCGGUCAUCCCCCUGCCUGGCAUGCAGCCGCUAGUCUUGUUGAUAGCCACUUUGACGGCGGCGGCAUGGACCGCCCCACGCCACGGCAAGCGCACGUCGUCGCCGCCGCCGCAGCUCCGUACGACGCCGCGCCAUCGCAGCAGCUGGGGCCUGUGCUGCUGCCAAUUUUGGACGACGGCAGCGCCAGCACCGGGCACCACCCACCGAAUGGCAGCUGCGGGCACGGCUCGCAGCCGCGGCCGCAGGCAAGCGCAGAUGGCGCAGAGCACGCCGAAACACGUGUGACCCCGGGUAGGGCCCUGGCCUUGUUACUUGAGGCCGGCCGCGGCACAGACGGCAGCGAACCCCCGCCGCCCCCGAUUUCGCCGGCCAACGCGGCGGCGCUGCUGCGGCGCGCGCGGCCGCCGCGGGGGCGCCUGUUGACCGAGCAGCUGGCGGCGGUGGCGGCGGCCGCGGCGGCGGCGCUGCGGCGGCCGUCCGAUGCUGGCGACUCAUGGACAGAUGGGCCCGGGGCUGGGGCCGGGCAUGGCGACCAGGACAGCGCUGCUGAGGAGCUGCUUUGGCAG